Messenger RNA from Alexandromys fortis (reed vole), 3001 nucleotides. It is a transcript of the gene Cast, whose product is annotated as calpastatin. The coding region runs from base 339 to 2657 and encodes 772 amino acids. Gene Ontology annotation, molecular function: calcium-dependent cysteine-type endopeptidase inhibitor activity. The record is from RefSeq and is a predicted model, not a curated record. The transcript has 31 exons. Gene Ontology annotation, cellular component: cytoplasm. NCBI's taxonomy places the organism in Eukaryota, Metazoa, Chordata, Mammalia, Rodentia, Cricetidae.
UAGUUCGGCCUAAAGUCGCCCCGGGAACGGCAACCUCCGGCUCCCCCUGUUUGUGUCCCACUGAGACAGUUCUGGGGCUCUCCCGAGGAGGGUACAAACCCGGGGCGGAGGGUGUUGAGUUGCGGUUCUGGCCACUGACAAGUUAGGCCGGCCGCUGUGAGCUGCGGGCAGGAAGGGGAGGGCCUAGCGGGGCAAAGGGGAGCGGGGCGCCGGCCCAGGGCUGUGUCGGAAAGCUACUUCACUGCGCUGUCCAGCCACUCCCGCCCCGAGCUCUGGCCGGGGCGUCUGGUAGCUUCUGCGCCUACCCCCGAGGCUGAGCCCGCAGCGCCUUCCCCAGAAUGUCCCAGCCGGGUAGGAAGCCCGCCGCCUCCCCCAGGCCCAGGCGCGCUGCAGCAGACCGCCACACCCAAGAGAAUGUUAACAAAAAGAAUUCUGGAUCAUCCUCUAAAUCAGGAGAAAAUAAAGGAUCAGAUGAGAAAAAAGCAGCCAGUUUGGGGAGCAGUCAGCCAUCCAGAGUCCAUGCUGGUGGAGCUGCCACAGCCACCAAGGUGCCUGCUUCCUCGGCUGCAACCAGCAAGUUUCCCAGUAUGAGUACCACAGAAGCUAAGGCCAUUCCAGUCUCCAAACAGAUGGAAGGACCACAUUCACAUGACAAGAAAAGGCACAGGAAACAGGCUGUGAAAACAGAGUCUGAGAAGUCACAAUCAAGUAAGACCCCAAACUUUCCGAAGCAUGCAUCAGAUACAGGAAGUAAACAUGUUCAUAAAGAAAAAGAAGUUUCCAGAUCAAAUGAGAAGAUGGUGUCAGAGAAAUCAACAGAACCAAAGACAAAAUCACAAGGUGUUUCUUCUGCUGCUGGUGGGGGUGUGGCUGCUGGUGGGACUGUGACUGCAGCAUCGGAGAAGGCAGAUGACAAGAAGAAAGAAAAGAAAUCAUUGACGCCAGCUUCACCAGUGGAGUCCAAAGUAAACAAGCCCUCUGACAAGUCAGACAUGGAUGCUUUAGAUGACCUGAUAGACACUUUAGGGGAACCUGAAGAAACUAGCAAAGAUGAUUCAUGGUACACUGGACCAGAAGUUUUGGAUCCAAUGGAUUCUACCUACCUGGAGCCACUGGGUAUAAGAGAAGGAACUAUUCCUCCAGAGUACAGGGAACUUCUGGCUAAAAAAGAAGGCAUCACAGGACCUCCUUCAGACUCCCCUAAACCCAUGGGACCUGAUGAUGCUAUAGACGCCUUGUCUGCUGACUUCACCUGUAGUUCUCCGACUGAAAAGCAAGCUAAGGAAGAGAAAUCUACAGGUGAGGUUUCUAAAGCUCAGUCGGCUGGAGUGACCAGAAGUGCUGUGCCUCCCCAGGAGAAGAAAAGGAAGGUGGAAGAGGGUGUCAUGAGUGAUGAAGCCCUGCAGGCCCUGUCAGAGUCACUGGGCACCCGGCAGCCAGACCCUGAGUGCCACAUUAGCCAAGACGACCAAGUCAAAGAGGCAAAAACAAAAGAAGAAAGGAAGGAGAAAUGCGGUGAGGAUGAGGACACAGUCCCCUCUGAGUACCGGUUAAAGCCAGCUGUGGAUAAAGAUGGAAAACCACUAUUGCCAGAGCCUGAAGAAAAGUCUAAGCAGCUGAGUGAAGCAGAGCUGAUAGGGCAGCUUUCAGAAGAUUUCGGCCGAUCCACAUAUCAGGACAAACCAUCUGUACCAGCCGAGAAAACAGAAAAAUCAAAGGACACAUCCCCUACUGUGUCUGAGACUGUGCCUCAGGCCUCCAUGUGCAGUAUUCUGGUGGCACCACCCAAAACAGCCUCAAAGAAGGACAUGGUGCCAGAUGAUGCUGUGGAAACCUUGGCUGGAAGCCUAGGGAAAAGGGAAACAAAUCCAGAAGAUGAAAAACCUGUGGUGGAUAAAGUUAAGGAGAAAGCUAAAGAAGAAGACAUUGAGAAACUUGGCGAAAAAGAAGAAACAAUUCCUCCUGACUAUAGACUAGAAGAGGUCAAGGAUAAGGAUGGAAAACCACUCCGGUCAAAAGAGUCCACAGAACAACUUCCACCCUUGAGUAAUGAGCUCCUUCUUGAUGCCUUGUCUCAGGACUUCUCCAGUCCGGCAAACAUAUCGUCUCUUGACUUUGAUGAUGCCAAGCUUUCUGCUGCCAUCUCUGAAGUAGUUUCCCAGACUCCUGCUCCUAGCACCCAUGCAGCAGUCCCACUACCUGACACUGAGCAUGGAGACAAAGAACUCAAUGACGCAUUGGAUGAACUCUCUGACAGUCUUGGGCAAAGACAGCCUGACCCAGAUGAGAACAAACCAGUAGAUGAUAAAGUAAAGGAAAAAAUUAAAGCAGAACAUAAAGAGAAACUGGGAGAAAGAGACGACACCAUCCCACCUGAGUAUCGGCAUCUUCUGGACAAUGAUGGGCAGGACAAACCAGAGAAGCCACCUACAAAGAAAUCAAAGAAGCCUGCUCAUGACCAGGACCCCAUUGAUGCCCUCUCUGAAGAUUUGGAUAGCUGCCCCUCAACUGCAGAGACCUCACAGAAUACAGCAAAGGAGAAGAGCAAGAAGACGGGUUCAAGUUCCAAAGCACCCAAGAAUGGAGUGAAAACAAAGAACUCGUCCAAGAAGACAGAAGAAGCAUCCAGUCCAAAGGCUGACAAAAAGGAAAGUUAAAGUUACACAUUUGGGUAUCUGAAUAAAAAUUUUUCAACUGGUGGAUGGUGAUUUGAAGAACAAAGGCUUUGGUGACAGUUUUUUUGGGUGGCUUCUAGACAGUGAUAUUUGUGAUGUCUUUGGACAUCUUAAACACUGGUUUGUUAUUAUUUUUCAAAAAGAAAAUGAAUUUCUCUGGUUCACCUGUGUUGCUAUAUCAGUAUGGAUAAACUUCAAAGAUUUUUAAUUACUUUUAGGUGGGAGAAGGAAGCUUUAUAUUUGUAAGAAACAUAUUUCAUAGUUUCUUAAGACACCAAAAAAAAAAAAAACAGAAAACCUUUGCAAACUUUUGCACAUUAUACGUU